This is a messenger RNA of Dendrobium catenatum, 3650 nucleotides long. Its product is annotated as CRM-domain containing factor CFM2, chloroplastic. Gene Ontology annotation, biological process: RNA splicing, via transesterification reactions. Gene Ontology annotation, molecular function: mRNA binding. NCBI's taxonomy places the organism in Eukaryota, Viridiplantae, Streptophyta, Magnoliopsida, Asparagales, Orchidaceae. Bases 99 to 3155 code for a protein of 1018 amino acids. The record is from RefSeq and is a predicted model, not a curated record. The transcript is spliced from 13 exons.
UACCCAAAUGCUUUUGCAAAAUAGAUCACCUUCGUCUUCCCUCCCGCUGCGAAAGGAAAAAUCUUAGCUUUUCCAGUUCUCCUUUCUGCGCUUUCUCAAUGCUUCUGUCCAUUGCUCACUCUCCUUCUUCUCCUCACUUUCUCUCCAAAACCGCAUCGACCCCGUUUCCGUUGCCCUCCUUUCCGUCCUCCUCAUCACUCCGCCUUAAAAACCCUAAACUCUACAUACCCCAUUGCCGCUCCUCCUACCAAGAAGCUGUUGGAAAAUCUGCCAUCCAACGCAUAUCCGAGAAGCUCCGCAGCCUUGGAUACCUCCCCGACGAUCCGGCGGCGGCGGCCGUCGGCGGCCCCCCACCGACAGGUCCCGGUUCUGCUGGUGAAAUAUUUAUCCCCACCCCUUACGAAAUCCCCAAGCACCGCGUUGGCCACACCAUUGAUUCUAGCUGGAGCACGCCAGAGCAUCCUGUGCCGGAGCCUGGCUCCGGCAACACCAUCACCAGGUUUCGUGAGCUCUGGAAGAGGGAGCAGGAGAGCUCGACCGCGGCUGGUGAGAAAGUUAAGAUGCCGACAGUGGCGGAACUAACGCUACCUCGAAAGGAACUGAAGAGACUACGGACCUUGGGGAUUGCGUUGACAAAGCGGCUCAAGGUGGGGAAGGCUGGGAUAACCGAGGGAAUUGUGAAUGGAAUCCACGAGAGGUGGCGGCGAUUAGAGGUGGUCAAGAUCAGGUGCGAAGAUGUCUGCGGCAUGAACAUGAAGAGAACUCAUGAGAUUUUAGAGAGAAAAACUGGUGGCCUAGUUGUUUGGAGGUCUGGAAAUAUCGUUGUCUUGUAUAGAGGGACAAAUUAUAAGUAUCCUUACUUCCAUUCUGGAGAAGACAAUAGUGAAAAGCUGGAUGAAGAUUGUUCUAAACCCGACUUGAAUGGUGUAACUGAUAAAGAGCAUGGUUCAAGCUCUUUAUCUACAAUUGCAGCAAAUACUUGUAUUGAGUCAAGUGGUAGCAGAGUUCGCUCACCAUUUAUUUCUGGAGUUGGUUCUCCUAAUAAGUUGCGCUUGCAAUUGCCUGGGGAAACUCAGCUUGAAGCUGAAGCUGACAAGUUAUUAGAUGGAUUGGGUCCAAGAUUUACUGAUUGGUGGGGCUAUGAUCCUUUACCAGUCGAUGGUGAUUUGUUACCAGCUAUUGUUCCAGGAUUUCGUAAGCCAUUUCGUCUUCUUCCCUUUGGGUUAAGGCCCCAACUGAAAGACAGGGAAUCAACAAUUCUAAGGAGGCUUAGCCGACACGUACCAUGUCACUUUGCACUAGGGAGAAAUAGAAACCUUCAAGGUUUGGCAGUUUCCAUUAUUAAGCUAUGGGAAAAAAUUGAGGUUGCAAAAAUUGCUAUAAAACGGGGUGCACAGAAUACUAACAGUGGGAUUAUGGCAGAAGAAUUGAAGGUAUGUUGGCAGCUUUCUUUUUUUCUGCAGAAAUUAACUGGUGGAACACUUCUUUCGAGGGACAAGGAUUUUAUUAUCUUAUACAGAGGAAAGGAUUUUCUGCCACAUGCUGUAUCCAUUGCGAUAGAAGAAAGGAGAAAUUGGAAUUCUUGUGAUGGGAAGCCAAACAAUGAUGAAGUAACACCCUUUGUGAUGAAUCUCUCUUCUAGUGGAAGGUUAUCCAACUCCUCUUCAGAGAUUGAAGUUAAAGAAAAAGCUGAAGGAAAAAGAUCCCUAAUGACUGUAAGAAAUCUCAAAUCUGCAAGCUCAUCUAUUAGAAAGGUGGAGGCCAAGUUAAACCAGGUCAAUCAAAACAUAGAGAUGACUAAAAAGCAUAUUGCAGAACUUGAGAGAUUGGUUGAGCCUACAACUGUUGAAUUUGAUAAGGAGGGCAUCUCAGAAGAGGAAAGACACAUGUUACGGAGGGUAGGCCUUAGAAUGAAACCAUUUCUAUUACUUGGUAGAAGAGGUGUUUUUGAUGGAACUAUUGAAAAUAUGCAUCUUCAUUGGAAAUAUCGGGAACUUGUAAAGAUAAUCUUUAACGACCGGUAUUUUGAAAAUGUUGAAAGUACUGCUCGAACCUUAGAGGCUGAAAGUGGUGGCAUACUUGUGGCGGUUGAGAGAGUGAGUAAAGGUUAUGCAGUUGUUAUCUACCGUGGGAAGAAUUACCGGAGGCCUGCAAACUUGAGGCCUCAGACACUCCUAAACAAGAAGGAAGCACUAAAGCGUUCUCUUGAAGCUCAACGCUAUGAGUCUCUGAAACUUCAUGCUUUGCACCUUUCAAAAACUGCAGACCAGUUAGAUUAUAAGAUUGCCAAUAAUGACUUGAAGAUGAACAUGCUUCUCUCGUCUGAGUUUGAGGGGUCAAAAUCCCCCAAUGACAUAAGUGACAAUAUUGGACCAUUGGAAAUAGAUAAUGAUAAUGGUUCUGAGCCUGAAAUAGAGUCUUAUACAUCUUUUCAAUCGGACUUUAGCGGAGAAAAUGUUGAGAAGAUGGUUGUUUUGGAGCAUCAAAAUGAGAGUCAUGACGCUGAGAUGGCUGAGCAUUGUUUGGCAUCCAUGAGGAAGGUUUCUAUGUCUGGCAGUGAGGGAAAAUCUCUUGAUCCCGAGCUAGUUCAAACUUCAACGCCCACUACCUGCGCUGAGUCUAGUGCUUCUGAGGAGCUAUCUAUAAAUGUUUCAUGUGGAGGUGCUCACAGUUUAUUGGGCUUAUCUUCUUUGGAAAGUAAUGGUCCACGAGAAUCAGAUGUUGAAUCUAUCUUCAGAUCAUCUCCUCUUUCAAAUCGAGAAAGACUUCUUCUGCGCAAGCAAGCUCUCAAGAUGAGGAAGCGUCCCGUUCUAGCUGUUGGAAGGAACAAUAUUCUGACUGGUGUUGCCAGAACAAUUAAGACGCACUUCAGGAAGCAUCCACUUGCCAUUGUGAACAUUAAUGGGAGAGCCAAGGGAACUUCAGUCCAAGAGUUAGUAUUUGAGCUAGAGCAAGCAACAGGGUCGGUUUUGGUCUCUAGAGAGCCCAACAAGGUAAUCUUGUACAGAGGCUGGGGUGAAGGAGACGCAUGUGGAGGCAUAAAGAAAAAUGGUGUGAGCAACAUGUCUAUGGAAGUCAACGAUGGGUUAGUUUCCCAUCAGCUAAUUGAAGCCAUCAAACGGGAAUGUGGAUUACCAUCUGCUGAAGCACAAUAAGCAUUCGUAUCUGUUUGCUGAUUGGUUUCAGUUGCAAGGAUGGCAUGUACUGUUGUAAUGUGAUGCAUGAACAACAUAGCUUUGUAGUUUUCUCAGUGUUUUGGCUUUGCUUUGUUGUUGCCUCUAGAUUCUUCACUUGUAAGGAUUCUUUAAAGAAACAAUCUUUUCUACUCAUGAGGGUUCAAAAGAUCACUUUGCCAUCAAAAUUGAAUGCCUUCAAAGAAAAGCAAGAGUUGCAUCAUAACAACUGUGACAUCAUUGAGGAGAGUGCUAAGUUAAAAAAGGAGUAUGUGAUUUAUGUUUCCAAAGACUAUUUGCAUUUAUAAUUAGAUAAUUAGUAGCAUUUGAACAAGCUAAAGUUUAAUUAAUUUUCUUCAAAGAAUUAAUGUUCUAAUGAUGAUAGGUUAGAAGAGCACCUUUGUAUGGAACUUGAAUGUCUUAGAAUUUGUUUGUAUGUAAAAGUAAUUAUUGUUGAAAAUAUAUUAGUUAUAACUC